Symsagittifera roscoffensis is the source of this 1860-nucleotide messenger RNA. RefSeq lists its product as uncharacterized. The coding region runs from base 18 to 1811 and encodes 597 amino acids. The record is from RefSeq and is a predicted model, not a curated record. Lineage: Eukaryota; Metazoa; Xenacoelomorpha; Acoela; Convolutidae. The transcript has 2 exons.
AUAAGUUGAGUUUAAUUAUGAAUUGCAAAGUAUGCAGUAAAGCAGAUGCUAGAAGAUGCUUAGGCUGCAAAAAGGUCAGCUACUGCUCAAAGGAAUGCCAAACCAAGGACUGGACAGCUCAUAAAUCCACAUGCAGAAGAUCAGACCAGUCUUCAUCAAGCCAAUCACAAAGCCAAUCAGCAGAUAUUCUGAUUCCGGACUAUUCGAUUGAAUACUAUAAACUAUGUCCCGAAGAAAGCGUCAAUAAUGCCGAACGAUUUAAACAGUACAGAAACUAUUGUCUAGAGAUAAUCAGAAGAAUCGAGGAUGGAGGGGACGCAUUUACACAAGAUGACUUCGACGAAUCUCGAUUUGCUCAGCGCUGGGGAAACGAUCCUUCUGCCUCUGAUUUUGUCAGCCGCGAAGAUAUAAAAAUUGGAGAUAUUUUGGCCACAGAUGCUAGACCUUACGUGACCUUACAUCAGCAAAUGUUGCGAAACACGCCAAGUGUUAACUACCCUUUGUUUGUAGGCACAAACUCUGUUUUCUUCGGAUUUGUUGACCUUUGCUCUUUACUGUGGGCAGAGGUUAGAUUCUUCAUUCCAAGCAAACCAGCCGUCAUUUAUGGAUUCGAUGCUUCUGAAGUAUCAGUUGCUAGAAGUACUCUCAUCUAUGAAAUGAUGAAAACUGUUGGUUGGAAGAAAGUUAGAGACGAAACAAUACUGCAGGUUUGGUUUUCUUCUUGCUGGGACGAAGCAACAAAAGAAGAUUUUGAGGAUUUCAUUCAAAAUGAAGUUCCUCACAUUCAAAAUAAUCUUCUUCAAAAGUACGCCGCAAUUUGGACGCGUAAGAAAAACAUGAGUGUGGAAGAUGCUAAGGAGAGUUUCUCGUGCAAUCUGCAAGAAGCUAAUUUUAUGGCGCUUAACAAUUUAGAAAUCAAAGCAGACAGAGUUUGGUAUGCUAAUUAUCUGUUCACGGGUUGUUUGUUCCUAGAAGACGAAGCAGUUUGUGGAAACUGUACCAUGUUCCCAGAUCAACACGACGAUUGGAUUCGAACAAAUUUCGAAAAUUUUUUUAAUACGGUGGAUAUUCACAUAUUCGUUAAAAAAUUAGAAAACAAAAAAAGCUAUCUUUUGCCCCUUUAUCUAAUGAUUCGGCUAACCACAGCCUCGCAGUUUAACCGAAUACGUGAUUUAAUUCAGCUUAGGACAAUUCAAUGCCACUUUUUUGUGAAAAAAGUGGACCCUAAAGACUCGGAAUUUGCCGCUUCUAUUGAGGAACUGGAGCCUUCUGUUAUAGACUGGAGUAAUUUGCCAGACUACUGGAACAGAAAUGCCUUCACUAAUUUCGCAAGACAAUGCUCUUCUGCCAAAACAUCCCAUCGAUUUCACACUAUGAAUUGGAUGCGAAGAGUGUACGGUGCAUCGUACUAUGACUUUAAAGACAAACGUCGCAUGUUAGAAAAAAAAUACUCGGCGUACAGAAAACAAGUUCAGACCUCUGUUUGCGAAGAAAAAUAUCCUCUGGGUUUCUUACAAGGGUGGGUUCGAGUUCCUCUGUUCGAUUUCCCUACCAACCAGUUCACUGAGUACUCCGUAGUCAAUCACGGAAACGAAUACUUGAAAUGGUUAUUAACCGAGGAAAACGGAAAUGUACUGAAGUAUGAACAGCAAGAAAGGUGGAUGCAAGUUUUCUUGCAUAAUACAGGCACAUUGUUCUGUGAUUUUACAUUCGGGUCUGCUGCCCGUUAUUCGGCGGAAGAAUUGAGUUCUGGAUUAAACGAUUAUCAGUGUCACCAGAUGGCGCUUGUGCAAGCCCUUUGGGAAGCUUGAUUUUUUUUACAUGGGCCUAUAAUAUGAUGCAGAAAUACAGAAGAAUACA